This is a messenger RNA of Polyodon spathula (Mississippi paddlefish), 1627 nucleotides long. Its product is annotated as putative RNA-binding protein Luc7-like 2. Gene Ontology annotation, cellular component: U2-type prespliceosome; U1 snRNP. Gene Ontology annotation, biological process: mRNA splice site recognition. Lineage: Eukaryota; Metazoa; Chordata; Actinopteri; Acipenseriformes; Polyodontidae. The record is from RefSeq and is a predicted model, not a curated record. Gene Ontology annotation, molecular function: mRNA binding. Bases 224 to 1474 code for a protein of 416 amino acids. The transcript has 10 exons.
AUAAUAACCGAUACGGAGAAAAAAACAGGAGAAAGUUUGAGGGCCGAGGCGGCUGUGGAAAUGUGUUUACCUUUUUAACAAGAAAACAAAACAAAGAGCAGAAUUACGGUUAUUCACUAUUACUGUUAUAAUUAUCAUUUUAUUGAGAGGUUUGGUUUUGUUAAAGAGAACCUCUCUCUGCUUUUGUUUUCUUUUUGAUUUUCUGUGUCGAGUGGCCGCGGCGAUGUCCGCGCAGGCGCAGAUGCGAUCCCUGCUCGACCAGCUGAUGGGGACGGCGAGAGACGGAGACAGCACUCGACAGAGGAUCAAGUUCAUGGAUGACAGAGUGUGCAAGUCUCACCUGCUGGACUGCUGCCCUCACGACAUCCUCUCAGGAACAAGGAUGGAUUUGGGAGAGUGUAACAGGAUUCAUGACCUGGCUCUCCGUGCUGACUACGAGAUCGCCUCCAAACACCAGGAAUACUUCUUCGAACUGGACGCUACAGAUCACCUCCAGUCCUUCAUUGCUGAUUGUGAUCGCCGCACAGAGUUGGCCAAGAAGAGGCUCGCAGACACCCAGGAGGAGAUCAAUGCAGAAGUGGCAGCCAAGGCGGAGCGGGUUCACGAGCUCAAUGAGGAGAUUGGGAAGAUGCUGGCGCAGACGGAGCAGCUGGGAGCCGAGGGGAACGUGGAGGAGUCCCAGAGGCUGCUGGGAGAGGUGGAGAUAACCAGAGGCUUGAAGAGAGAGGCUGAGGAUGUGUACAGGAACUCAAUGCCAGCCUCCAGUUUUCAGCAGCAGAAGUUACGGGUGUGUGAGGUUUGCUCCGCCUACCUGGGUCUCCAUGACAACGACCGCCGGCUCGCGGACCACUUCGGAGGCAAACUGCACCUGGGCUUCAUCGAGAUCCGGGAGAAACUGGAGAAGCUCAAGAAAGCAGUUGCAGCGAAACAGCAGCAGCGCAGCCUGGAGAGGGUGAAACGCAGAGAAGAAAGAGAGGAGCGAGACAAGGGCGAGAAGGAGGAGAGGGACAGAGAGAGGGACCGAGAGAGGAAGAGGACAAGAUCUCGUAGCAGAGAAAACAAGAGGUCUGGUUCUCGGGAUGGACAGAGCCAUCGCUGCAGCUCCGCAUCCUCCUCUCGCAAGAGAAGACCCUCCCCACCCCCGAGAGAGAGGGAACGAGACAGAGAGCGAGAGAGAGGAGGAGAGCGGGAGAGAGGAGGAGGCAGGGGAGGAGAGCGGGAGAGAGGAGGAGGAGGAGGGGGGGAGAGGAGACACAGACACCGGAACAGAUCCAACAGCAGGAGCAGGAGUCACCACCACAGCUCCAGAGAGAGGGAGGAGAGGAAAGAGAGGAAAAAGAGAUCCUCGCGGGAGAAAUCGUCCCGCGACAGAGACGGCCAUUCCAGAGAUGCAUCCCCCGAACCACAGGAGAGGAACCCGUCGAGCGACAACGGACUGGCCAGCUCUGAGGAGAGAGAGGCGGGGGAGAUCUAGAGAGGAGAGAGAGGGGGGGUACAGGGGGCUGAGGAGAGAGAGAGAGAGACGGGAUACAGGGAACCCCAAAAAACAUCUAGCCCUGCUGCUGCUGCACCCAGUCCUGGGGUUCAGAGCUCCCCUCAAUGAAGUCUAGUAUUAUUAAUAUUGCAA